AUGGACGGACCAAACAACGGCAUAGUCCUGUACCAUUAUUCCUUCUCUCCUUAUGCCCGGAGAGUACUAUGGUAUCUCGCCCUUCGAGGGAUAGACUAUGCAGAAUGCAAACAACCCCCUACCAUGCCUCGACCAGACCUCAAAGCCAUAGGAGUCAACUAUAGGAGAAUUCCUAUCUUGGCCAUUGGGCGAGACAUCUACAGUGAUAGUCGUAUCAUUCUUCGCAAGCUCGAAGAACUGUUUCCAGACGAAGCGCUUGGUGCCACCACACCCGAGGGGAAAGCAAUCCAAAAGUUCCUCGAGAUCUGGACCGUCGAGGCUGGCAUUUUUGUGCGGGCAUCCCAACUCAUCCCUACCAGCAUGCCACUCCUCAAUGACCCUAAAUUCAUCAGCGACCGCGAAGAAUACUCGGGUCGGUCGUGGAACAAGGAUCAAAUCGCGGCGAAUAGACCCGAGGCCGUGGCGGCCAUCAGGAAUGGCUUCAAGUUCCUGGAAACAACCCUGCUUGCAGAUGGCCGAAACUGGGUGCUCAAAACGGAUAAGCCAACCCUAGCAGACAUAGAAGCCAUCUGGACGUUUGAUUGGUUGAAUGGACUCAAAGGAGGCCUGCCGCGGGAGUUGAUCUCUGAGAAAUCAUACCCCAAGGUAUUUGCAUGGAUAGCUAGGUUUAACGAUGCCCUUAAGACCGCCAAAGGUCAAGCGCCAAAGCCGGUCACCUUGGACGGAGGCGCUGCUGCACAGCGGAUCCUCAAGGCCUCGUUUGCAGAGAAAAAUCUGAGCUUCGAUCCAGCAGAUCCUCUAGGCUUACAGCAAGGUGCGGAAGUGGAGGUGUUUCCGAUUGACUCGGGUUCCCGGCAUCAUGACCGGGGACGGCUCGUUGGUUUGACCGACGAUGAAGUGGUGUUGAGCACCCAGGUCAAAGCCACCGAAGUGCGGUUACAUUUCCCUCGAACUGGGUUCAGAAUCAAGGCCGUCAGCGCCGGAGGAAGCUUCAAGUUGUAA
Capronia epimyces CBS 606.96 is the source of this 1002-nucleotide messenger RNA. RefSeq lists its product as uncharacterized. Gene Ontology annotation, cellular component: cytoplasm. The record is from RefSeq and is a predicted model, not a curated record. The transcript has 3 exons. The coding region runs from base 1 to 1002 and encodes 333 amino acids. NCBI's taxonomy places the organism in Eukaryota, Fungi, Ascomycota, Eurotiomycetes, Chaetothyriales, Herpotrichiellaceae.